Molecule: messenger RNA, 2583 nt
Organism: Homo sapiens (human)
Lineage: Eukaryota; Metazoa; Chordata; Mammalia; Primates; Hominidae
Gene: WFDC5
Product: WAP four-disulfide core domain 5
Exons: 3
Coding region: 1660-2037 (125 amino acids)
Cellular component (GO): extracellular region
Molecular function (GO): peptidase inhibitor activity
Source: RefSeq, a predicted model, not a curated record
AGGGACUGUUAGGAAAGGCAGGCAAACAGAGUGAGUGUGACCACCCAGAGCCUCUCACGCCGGCUCUGCACACGCCAGGCUUUUAUCCCCACCUCCACAUUGCAGCUAUCGCAGUUCUUCCACUGGAAAUGCCAGCUGUCAUGCCCCAUCCCUAUCUGUCCAUUCCCCAAGGCCAGCCCCAGGCCCCUCGCCACAGAAGCUCUCCCUGCCUGACCCACCCGGCUCCACCGGCUUUGAGUGCACGCAGCUCCGUUUGGCCCACCCUUUGAGGCCUGCGCACCUUUGACUUGGACUUGUGAAUUCAGGGCUAAACCUUGGACCUCAGACAGUUUCCCAGGAACCCUCCCAUCACCCCCACCACCCCAAACCCACACUUUUUCCCCCUCCCCACGCCAAGCCUCUCUUUCUCCAGCAGGGGGCAGCAAUUUAAUUUAAACCAACCCGAUGUGACAGCUGAAGUUGACUUAGCGCACGUAGGAUGUGAGCAAGGUGCCUACUUAUGUGUGCAGCCAGCACCCAGGCAGGGGGCUGAGGGGGAGGGGCGGACACAGAGGUAAAGUCACAGAACCAGAUCCAGCUGCCCCUCGGAACUCUUGAACAUUUUCUCUGAUGCUGGAUUGAAUUGAAGACCUGGGACCUGCUCCAUCCCUACAGCUCAAAGACAGCUCAGGGUGGACACUCACAGAGGUCAGAGGGAGCCGGGCCCUGGGAGUCCUAAGCCCAGCCCAUGUGGGUCUGGACAAGUCACUGCCCUUUUCAGGCCUUGAUUUCCUCCUCUACAUGGAGGAGGAUACUGAUUUCCAGCUUUGUGCAUGAAAUAUGAACAUGGCCCAAAAUCCCAGCAAGAAGAAUGUUAGGUAAGCUCUGGGACAGGACACUCUAUACCAUUCAGAGGAACGCCUCAGAGACAGAGUUAACGCCUGAUCCUCGAAACCAUGCCAUUUGCAACAGUGAUGAACGCAACGGUGCAGAAGACGUGGCCAGCUGUGGCUGUGACAGUGCACCAGGCUGGCCACUGCUGACGCACGUGCAAUGCUGGGCCUCACUUCAAAACCCUUUCUUUCCAAGUCACUGAGCCCUACUGCUGUGCGCCAAGGGCUGUGAUAUGGACCAACGGUGAGCAAAGCUGGCAGGGUGUCUACUCUCCUCACCUCCAGCCAAGUGAGAGACACAGACAAACAGAUGCAGCAUCACAAACUCUGGAGGAAAGAAAUGAGUGUGUGUGUGGGGGCCGGGGUGGGGGGGCGCUGACCUAGUUAAUGUGGGGUCAGAGAAGUAGGGUCUUCUGAGGAUGCGAUGUUUCUGCUGAGUCCUAAUGAGCUGACCAGGCGCAUGGAGUACAGGAGAAGUGCACUAGGCAAAGGAUGCGGCCCGAGCAAGAGCCCUGCAGAGAGAGCUGGCUUGGAGCAGAUCAGGAGGCACUGAGUGGGAGGGCAGUAGAGGAUGGGGCUAGAGAGAUGGGCAGGGCCCAGACCAGGCAUGGCCUUAUUGGCCACAGUGGAGAUGUUGGGCUUCAUUUUCCCCUGUCAUUUGUGCCAUCUGAGUCUCAAACUAGCCCAGCUUCCCAUUUCACAGCCAGAAAACUGAGGCUUGGAGUCAUUAUAAACAAACAAACAAACAAAAAUAACAACUAGCCAAAAGACAGGCAAAAAGCAAGGGAUGGAGAAUUCAGUCUUGUCAUUCCCAGGUCAGCGCUUAUUACAUAACCGUGAGCUUCCUCCAGCUGCAAUAUUAGGAGAUUCUCUUACAGAGAAAUCGGGGGGCUGCCCGCCAGAUGAUGGGCCCUGCCUCCUAUCGGUGCCUGACCAGUGCGUGGAAGACAGCCAGUGUCCCUUGACCAGGAAGUGCUGCUACAGAGCUUGCUUCCGCCAGUGUGUCCCCAGGGUCUCUGUGAAGCUGGGCAGCUGCCCAGAGGACCAACUGCGCUGCCUCAGCCCCAUGAACCACCUGUGUCACAAGGACUCAGACUGCUCGGGCAAAAAGCGAUGCUGCCACAGCGCCUGCGGGCGGGAUUGCCGGGAUCCUGCCAGAGGCUAAUUCUGAUUUAGGAUCUGUGGCUCUGCACCUAAGCUGGGGACCAACGGAAAGAGUUCACGAUGGGAGGCCUGGGGCCCUGCCCGCUGGACAGCACUAUCUCUACCAGCGGUGGUUCCAGCCUUCUGAUAAUCACUGGCCUGCUGACACUUCCCUGCAACCCAUCCACCCCUGGUUUCUCCUCCUGGGAGUCAAAGUCCAUAGCCUGAGCUCGGAGGAAGGCCUCUGUAUCACCCCAGUACUCUGCACCACUGCCAUACGAGCUUCCCACCCUUCCUAACGCUUUCACACCAAUCCGUACAUGCUGCUUCCUCCACCAAAAAUGCCCAAUUCAGGCAGACCCUGACCUCUCCCUCAGGCAGCCCAACCAUCCAGAAUGAAUAUUCUUGCAGAGUUUUCCAAACAUCAGUCAUUCACCUCUUUCAUGAUUUUCACCAUACCUACAAAAUAGCACCAUGAUAGGUUGCACGCUGCCUGUACCACCAUUUACUUAAUGUUUUCUUUAAAUGGCUCACUUUUGUAUAUAAAUAAAUUCAUUUCAAAAGAAAA